Messenger RNA from Biomphalaria glabrata, 2090 nucleotides. RefSeq names its product protein brambleberry-like. Lineage: Eukaryota; Metazoa; Mollusca; Gastropoda; Planorbidae. The record is from RefSeq and is a predicted model, not a curated record. Bases 166 to 2025 code for a protein of 619 amino acids. The transcript is spliced from 11 exons.
UUUGGCCAGGCAGUGACAACAAGUAAUGUCGCGAAAAAUAAUUUGUGACGCUCACUCUCACAUUCAAUGAUUACCGCCUAUAAUAUAUAUAUAUACAUAUAUAGUAUAGACUUUAGACAGUUUAGAUGGAGACUAUAUAUAUUUACUUUAUAAUCUAGAUCUAAAAUGAAUAGUUGUCAUUCUAGAUCUAGAUAUAAAUCUUUAUACUCAUCAUGUGUAACUUUAUUUAUAAUUUCCAUCUGCACAUCAUCAGAUGCGGUCUUUGAGUGGUUUUUCGAUAAUCAUAAUGAUAAUCAACUAAUAAAUCAAGAUACUGUUGAUUAUAAUAACAAUAUGAAUAUUAAUGAAAAAAAUCGUGCGUCAAAAGAAAAAGACAGCGACAUUGGCGACAAAGACAUCAAUAUCGAGCAUGCUAAUAUUCGAUUUGAAAUUCUAUCAUCAGAAGAGAAAUUUGUAAACAGUGCACUUUCACUAACUGAUUUGUCACCUCUUGAUGCUUGUUAUAACAUUAUAAUUUAUAAUUUAAAGAAAAAAUGUGGAGACCUAACUGAAGAGGAAUUGGGAAAGCUUUCAGUACAGCUGCUAAACUGUCAGUUAGAGGUUGAAGAAAGGCCUGUUUUUCCAUGUACCAGUUCUAUGAGUUUAGCUGAUUGUACAAAAUCUAUGGAUGGAACAAGCUGGAAUAGUUAUCAAAUAGUUGGAAAUAGAGCUCGAGCAAUGUGUUAUGCUACUCAGCAAGUUCAGUUUCGUAGACUUACUGAACUAACAGUCAGCCAACUGGUUUCUGCAACAAUGGAUCAAAUAAAAUCAUUAAAUGAUUUAAAGUUAGGACAAGAACAACUUCAUUCAAUAACAGCUGAAACAGUUCGUAAAUUAUAUGAAAGUCACCAGGAUUUACUUACAACACAAAUUGCGCUCAAAGAAGCUCAUGAGGAUGUAUUUAAACAUAUAGCUGCAAAUGUGAAAGAGAUUUUACAAGAAAAAGCUUUGAUUGCAUCUGGAAAUAGAGAACUAGUUGGAAUGACUGAAAUUAUCAAAAGAAAACUAGAUGUAAUGGUACAACAAGUUCAAGAAAGAGAAGAAACCUAUCAUAAGCAUCAUGAACAAAUUCUCAUUGAUUUGAAAAAUAUACAAGACAGCAUAGAAAAUGUUCAAAAUUUAGAUACCAAACUUCAAAAGUUGUUACAGAAGUAUGAAAAACUAGAUUUUCUGUAUGAAGAAAUGUAUAAACAUCUAGACAAAAUGAAUACUACCGUCAACCAUGUUUUGAUAUCUGUAUCAAAACUUACUCAGCAUUUUGAAGACAAAAUGGCAUGGCUCUUUCAAUUUUUAGGAGUAACUGAUAACAAAUUGUCUACUGUGUCCUGCUGCCUUCUUCAUAUAGCUUAUUUUUUUCUUUUUGCUGUGAUAGCAACACUACUUGAAAUAGCUGUUUCUGUUCGUCUUUUAAUGUUGGUGGUAAUUGUUGGAAAUAUUGCUGCUGAGUUAAAUUAUAAUUAUAGUAUGGACUUUGCUGGAUUGACUGUGUUUUUACUAGCAUUAUAUUUUGGAUUUCAAUUUGUGAAUUCCUUAAGUCUUAAAUUUUGUUCAUCACUUACAAGAGCAAGGACAUCAUUAAGGAGAUUUUCUCAGCCUCUCACCACUCAAGAGAUAAACACUAUGGUUUAUAACAUUCAAAGAUUUAUAGAAACAUUACCUGACAUUCAAAAUGCUAAUUCAAGUUUUCAUCCUCCAACACCUCCAAGAAGUCAGAUUAUAAUGUCUGAAAGAAUGGAAACUAGUUCACCAGCUAGAAGUGAAGAUAUUACCUUAAAUAAUAGUGCACUUGAGAAUGUUAUUCCUAUGCGACAAAGAUUAACUGAUCAACUAGGGUCAAGAGCUUCAAGAUCUUCAACACCAUUAGCCACUCAGUCGAGAUCCUCUACUCCAUCAUCAAGGUGUCUAGCCAUGACUCACUCUGGUACUCAAUGUCGCAAUUACCCUUCCAGUGACUCUGAUUUUUGUUAUUUACAUAAUCAUAGCUAAUUUUAUGGAAUAAUAAUUUUUUUGAUGAAUAAGCCUGUCUAAUAAAAAUGUAUUUCAUAUUUAAA